Molecule: messenger RNA, 5156 nt
Organism: Drosophila melanogaster (fruit fly)
Lineage: Eukaryota; Metazoa; Arthropoda; Insecta; Diptera; Drosophilidae
Gene: pdm3
Product: pou domain motif 3
Exons: 11
Coding region: 557-4435 (1292 amino acids)
Biological process (GO): positive regulation of transcription by RNA polymerase II; regulation of DNA-templated transcription; system development
Cellular component (GO): nucleus
Molecular function (GO): DNA binding; DNA-binding transcription factor activity
Source: RefSeq, marked reviewed
AGUCGACGGACGACGCUGCGCCUGAACGUACGACGGCUGAUCUGAACCGGAAUCGCAUUGAACGGCCACAUAUAUCUUGGACGCCCCUCGACUCGUGCAACAAACAAACAACCAAAGUGCAACAUACAAUACCCAAGCAAAUAAACUUCGGCGUGUGCCCACGAUUCAUCUUUAACAGCUGCCACUGCAACUUUUGAGCCCCAUGUGUUUUGUACAGCCGUUGCUCCGCGAUUUUUGAAUCCGUUUCGAAACUACUCAGUUCCGAAUUUUUGGCGCGUUGCGAUCGUCUCAUCUGAAGUGCGUGGGUGAUAACCAUCUGUCAGAUACUCGUUGCUACACUCAUAGGUACUCAUGAAUACUUUGAAUACAGUGCUCAAUUGUGAUAAGAGUUAAGAAAUUACACAUCAAAACCAAACGACCAUUAAAAGGUGAAUGAAAAACAGGAUUCAGGAAAAGCUAGUGGAACAUAAAAACUCUUUCGUUGAUUUUGGCAACAGCUUGCGAAUCUGUAAAUAACGGAGUGGCCCAGGAUGCGUGCGGGUCAGUGACACGUGACAUGGCCGAGGGCUGCGAGGACUCCGCCGGUGCCGCUGAAUCCACGACGUCACAGUCACAGUACACAACGCUAGACAAGAUGCUGGGCACGGUGCUGCCAUGUGAGGCGGCCAUUGGGGCGACACCCGGCGGCGGCAGCAGCAGCGGCAACAGCAGCAGCAACAUUGGCGGCAACACCACCAACUCCAGCAACAACGGCAGCAACAUUGUGAAGCGAGAGUUCUGCGAUGGCAGCCUGAUGCCCGGUGCUGGGGCAAGUGUCAACAAUAACAAUGCCAAUGCCGCCAACAACAACAAUAACAACAGCAGCAGCAGCAACAAUAAUAACAAUAACAACAAUACCAAAAUGCAGGCCAUGAUAUGCAACAAGAGCAGCAGCACGAACAACAGCAGCAGCAGCUCCUCCUCGUCAUCGUCCUGCUCCUCAUCCUCGUCAUCCUCCAGCUCCGCCACCAGCACCUUGACCAGCUGCACCACCGCCGCCGUGGUGCCCUCCAACUGCUCCACGAAUGCCAACAAGUCGCCGGUCUCGCCCUACUCCCAGAGCCUGGGCAUGGCCAUCGGCAUCGGGGCGGGGGCGGGCAGCAGUCCGCUCCGGGAGGCCAGUCCGCUGCCCAGCAGCCGCUCGCCGCUGAACGCUAUCGCCUCCACCAUUGCCGCCAAGUCGCCAUGCAGCGGAGCGGCGCCCGCUUCACCGCCGUCGGCCUCCUCCAACAGCUCCUCCCACGUCCUGGCGCUCAACAUCAAAACCGAGUCGGACUUUGACAAGGAAAUCAGCUGCCACAAGAUACAUUCGCCCAGUAGCAGCAGCCACGCCCACUCCCUGCACCACCACCAUCACCACCACCACCAUCCCCACCACAGCAGUCGGAGCAACAAUAACGACGAUGAAAUGGAGAUCACGGACGGCCAUGCCCUCCUUUCGCCGCCGCCCCCUUCGCACUCCCACUCCCACUCACCGUUCGACAGCAAGGAUCACGUCAAGGAGCUGGAGUUCUACAAGAAUCUGGCGGCGAAGGCGGCCUCCCUGGCCAACCAGCACUCCCCGCCGCCCAUGCCCCUGCCCCUUCCGCUGCCCAUGCAGAUCGAUGGCGAGGAGGACGAGAACGAGGGCGAGGGCGAAGGAGAGGGCGAGGCGGAGGAACAGUCGGCGGAGGUCAUGCGGCUGCGGCGAGAGGAACAGGCUCAGGCCAAGGCGUUUGCGGCCCAUCUGAACGGAACUAUGCAAGACAUGAUAAAUUUGCAAAAAUUACAAAAUUUGGCCACGCUACAGCAGCAGCAACAGCAGCAGCAGCAGCAUCCGCAUCCGCAUCAUGGGCACCAGCACCACCAUCACCAUCCCGCCACGGCCGCCGCACUAGCAAGUCUUCAAGGAUUAGCCGCCUCGGUGUUCAAUUCGCCGUUGAACCUCAGCGUGGGCGGUGAGCCCGUAGCAACCACCGGACCAUCGGUGGCACCCACCUCGCCCACCCACAAUGGCGGCAAGAGCAAGACCGCCAAGGGCGGCAGUUCCGGCAAUGGCUCGGGCGGAUCGUCCGCCAACUCCGGCACCAGCUCCGCCCAACAGCAGCAGCAGCCGGAUAAUCCCAGCAGCAGCAGCUCCCCGCACCACCCCCUGAGCGCCUCCUCGCUGGCCAAUGUCCUGGCGGCGGCCACCGCCUCGCCCCCGCCCUCCUUGCAGGCGCCGCCGGCGAGCGCCCAGAUGCCCCAGCUGAUUCUUGCCUCCGGACAGCUGGUGCAGGGCGUCCAGGGUGCCCAGCUGCUCAUACCCACGGCCCAAGGCAUUGCCGUGCAGACCAUCCUGACCAUUCCGGUGAGUCCACAGAUCCCCACCACGGAACAGUUUCUGCCCAACGCGUUCGGCGCCUUUGCGAGCUACCAGCAACAGCAACAACAGCAGCAGCAGCAGCGGGACUUGCUACCGCCAUCGCUGGCCGCACUGCAGCAUGCCACUGCCCUGCCCCAGUUGGCACAGACACCCACGAAUUUACUCAAGCCCAAUCUGUUUUCGACGGGCGUGCAACAGCUGCUCACGGCUUUGCAUCCGGAACUGUUUGCUGCGGCAGCUGCAACACAUCAGCAGCAGCAGCAGCAACAGCAGCAGCAGGUCCAGCAGCAGCGGGAGAGGGAAAGGGAGAGAGAACGGGAACGGGAACGAGAACGGGAGCGGGAACGGGAGCAGCACUUGGGAAUUGGUCACCUGCCGCACUCUCACCUGGCCGCCGAUCUGAGGCGCUCAGCGGAGCGAUCUCCGACGGCCGGAUCGCCCACAGGCGGAAGUCCCGGAUUGGCCGCCAAGGGGCCGCAACCUCCUCCUCCUGGAGCCGCCUUUCUGCUACAGCAGCAACUGCACAUCAAGCCCGAGACUCAGACGCACCUGCACCAUCACCUGCAGACGCAGUCCACUUCGGCGGUAUCCUCCACGCUGCCACAGAUUAGCCUGCGACAUCCGGAUGAGCUAACCGCUCCGCAAAUGGACCUGAAGCCUCUCGAGCUGAGUGCCAGCACCUCGCCGCCGGCGCCGCCGCCUCGUCAUCACUUCGGGCACAGCUUGCGGGGAUCGUCGACGGUCUCACCGAAGCACAGUCCGCAGGGCAGGAUGGGCGGCAGUGGCGGGUCCACAACCACGGGAAUGAAUCUCAGCCAGCACCACGAGCGGCACGAUCGACUGGAGCGACUUGAGCGCCAGGAGCGCCACGAAAGACGCUCGCACACGCCCACGGCGACGGCCACCAGGGCCAGUGUUUCGUCCAGCUCGAGUGCAGGUCACCAUGGCGGCAGUCUGCCCUCCGGGCGACUAUCGCCGCCCAGUUCCGCCCCCUCGAACUCGGCGGCCAAUAGCAUCAGCGACAGAGGCUACACUUCCCCGCUGUUCCGCACCCACUCGCCCCAGGGCCACGCCCUAUCGCUGGGCGGAUCUCCGCGUCUGGAGCGGGACUACCUGGGCAACGGACCCAGUUCCGGAACUGCAACCUCGACUAGCAGUUGUGGAGCACCAACAGCGGCGGGAUCCAGUGCCACGGCCAACGUACUUAGCAGUAUAAACAGGCUGAAUGCCUCCAAUGGCGAACUGACCAUUACGAAGUCCCUGGGAGCUCCUACGGCCACGGCCACGAGGGCCUCGUCCGCCUCGCCACGGGAUGAUUCACCUGGUCCGGGUCCAUCCACAUCGAGUGUUUCCCACAUGCAGCCACUCAAACUGAGUCCAUCGUCCAGAAGCGAACCGCCACACCUAUCGCCCAAUGGAAACGACAAUGAUAAUGACCUGCUCAUGGAUUCACCGAAUGAACCCACCAUCAACCAGGCCACUACCAACGUGGUGGACGGCAUUGAUCUGGACGAGAUCAAAGAGUUCGCCAAGGCCUUCAAGCUGAGGCGCCUGUCCCUGGGACUCACACAAACCCAAGUGGGCCAGGCCUUAUCGGUGACCGAGGGUCCGGCCUACAGCCAGAGUGCCAUUUGCAGCAGUGCACUCGCUGCGCAGAUGUACGCCGCUCAACUGUCGACGCAGCAGCAGAACAUGUUCGAGAAGCUGGACAUCACACCAAAGAGCGCACAGAAGAUUAAGCCUGUGCUGGAGCGCUGGAUGAAGGAGGCCGAAGAGAGCCACUGGAACCGCUAUAAAUCGGGUCAGAACCACCUAACCGACUAUAUCGGCGUGGAGCCGUCGAAGAAGCGCAAGAGGCGCACAUCCUUCACGCCGCAGGCUCUGGAGCUCCUGAAUGCCCACUUCGAGCGGAACACGCAUCCUUCGGGCACCGAAAUCACCGGACUGGCCCAUCAGCUGGGAUACGAGCGGGAAGUGAUCCGGAUCUGGUUCUGCAACAAACGGCAGGCCCUCAAGAACACCGUUCGCAUGAUGUCCAAGGGAAUGGUAUAGGGCCAGGGGCCCUUGUAAAUAGAUGGGCCGUGUACAUAGCUAGGUGUCUAAGUGUGAGUGCAAACGAGUGUGUGCGUGAGAGAUUGUGUAUUACAGUGUGAUAGUUGUACAACACCCUAGAGUUUAGCAGUUAGGCCAUGUAAAGUAAUACUGUGUGUCAUAGCAUUUACAAAGGACAUCGGCUUACGCAAGCAAACCGCAACCCGAAACCAAAUCCAAUCCCCAAUCCAAUUGAAUAUUUAGCCAACUAAGUAACUACUUAACACUUAUCAUAUCCCAAAUAGCCUAAAAGUAGUAUAAAGUCCCAAGAGCAGACUUGUGCAGUUUUAGGCCAAAUUUUAUCACAUUGAUGUGCCAUUCCAAAAAGAAAACAAAGCAAACCAGUUCAUACACCUAACAAAUUACAUACUAAAUGUUUAAAAACAUUUAAACCAAAACUGCAUAAAAUCUAUGUGUGACCCACAGUCUAAGAAAUUCUGUAGAGCUCGUAAGUGAUGAGUUAAAAUAUUUGCAUUUAAUGCGUUGGCUAAACUUGUAUACUGAAACGAAUCUGAUUUCAACCAUUUAUAAAACAAAUUAUAACCCUAGUAUUUAGCCAGUUCAGACUCGAAAACUAAGAUAACUCUAUAUGGUAGCACUCAAAAAGAACAAAAGCAAGCUAAAAGACAGCAAGUGUUUAGAAUAAGUAACAUUAUGUAGCAACUUACAAAAAUUAUGAUGG